This is a messenger RNA of Helicoverpa zea (corn earworm), 2909 nucleotides long. RefSeq lists its product as uncharacterized. The coding region runs from base 196 to 2688 and encodes 830 amino acids. The record is from RefSeq and is a predicted model, not a curated record. The transcript is spliced from 20 exons. NCBI's taxonomy places the organism in Eukaryota, Metazoa, Arthropoda, Insecta, Lepidoptera, Noctuidae.
AUGUCUGCCGCCGCGUGAACUGACAUUCAGAAAACAGUUGAAAUUGAAUUUGGUGGUGUUAAUAACAGGAGUUUUUUAAGUUUUGUAAUAGUUUUAUUGGUAAUAUAGUUCGAAAUUCUAGAGGGUGAAUAUAAAUCGUCAAUAAAGUUCACAUCAAGAACAUUUUCAUAAAACUUUUCUGGAAACUCAUAUGGUAUGGAAAUGGAGGUUGACGGAGCUGAGAAUUUCAACAAUCCUUCUGAAGGUGGGAAGUUCUCUAACUUGAAAGCGUUUGUGACUGCUGCGCGGGAGUUCGAAGCUACUCACAGCGAGUCUGCUGUGAAUUUAAUGACACGAUACCUUGGUUUAAUAGCAUCAUCAUGUGACUUAUCAAUAUUUUCUCCGGGACGGUCAGAAGUGUGUGCAUUCUUCAGUUCACUAUGGCGUAUAAUGUGUGACGGUCGAGGCCCCCACUGGGCUGGGGUCGCCGUGCUAGCGAGGGCAGCUAUAGAGCCUAGUGCUAGACAUGCUCUUACUCAUACUUAUAAAUUCAUGCCAAUUCUGGCUAGAUUAUUAUCCGACUCAAUAUCAAAUGACAAGAAAAUUAAACUGCUUUCUGUUAUGCAAGAAAUAUCCUAUGGUAUCAAAAUAAGUUGGCAAGAAUCCUACCUCUCGAGCCUCAUGAAGCAACUAACAGAAUGGAUCACCCAGCCAAUGACGGAGCCACAACAUCGUACCAUUGGCCACAAAUCUUUAACCGUGCUUGUUAAUGUGUGUUAUGGGAACCUGCCAGCUAUAUAUGCGUUAAUGAGGACUGUUGAUACUAAGGAUUUUGUUGUGCAUCUUAUUAGUUUGAAGGAUGGUGGUUACGGUGGUGUAGAAGUAUGUCGACUGCUGCUGUGUCUAUCAGGAGCCACGCGAGGUGCGGCGGCCACUCGCCAGCCCGACGUGCACAGCUACCUCUGCUGUACCAUGCGGACUUUUAAUAAGGCUGUUAGUGAAGGAGACGCGACACAACUGCUGCACGCGUACACAUUUGUCAACGACCUGUGUUCGGACAGCAAUCUGCGCAGCUACGUGCUCACAUACCCACAUUUUGUUACCGCGCUCACUGAGGCUCUCAAGGACGUAAAAGAGCUAUGCAAGGCUGCCCCGGAAGACAUGGGCGAGCCAGAGAACGCGACCGCCUGUCUGCGCAACGUGCUCAAGUUUCUUACUGUACUCAUUAGCUUGGAUUUAUAUGCCUUGCGAUGUCACCACUCUGCGCUAAUCUUCUUGUGUAUGAAGGCGAGUCGUAUUUGUUUACCUGAAGCACUGGAACUCUUUGCUGCCAUCGUCUCACAGUAUAAAGAUGAAGGUCGUCUACCACAAGAGCUGAUCACCGUAAUCAGCGACGGGUUACCCGGCUUGCUGGUACCUCCUGCCUUAGAACCCGGCAAGGCUGGACUUCAGUGGUUGCAAGUGGUGGGCGCGUUGUGCGAGUCCGCGGAGACGCAGGAGCGCGUCAUGCAGGAGGUCACGCCCGACGCCUUCGAGGACACGCUGUAUAGUGUGCUGCAAUACACCUCACAGAACGGCGUGGUAGGCGCGGAGGCGUCGCAGGCGGCGGUGGUGGUGGGCUGCCGCGUGGCGCUGACGCUGGCGCCGCUCGACUGGCACUGGGAGGCGGCGCUGGCCAGGAUGCUGGCACAUCAUCAGGUUCGAAAGCUGUUAUGCGUGGGUCUAACAAGCAGUAACGGUCCUCGCAGACGACAGAUAUUACAACUCGUCAAACAUCACUACUUCCCUUCUGAUCAGAUGAGUCAGGUGUUCGGCGAGUCAGUACAAGGCACAGUGGACAGCACCGCCGAGUUGUCCAGCAACAGCACUGGUGGUGCCUGCGCGGAGUCGGCGUGGUGCGCGGCGCGGCUGGCGCCCGCACAGGAGCACGCCGUCGAUGCGCUGGUGGCCGAGCUCAGGGACAAGCUGUCGCAUGGGAAGAUAUCGGACAUCGCGACAUCAAGCGUGAUGGAGUUAUACGGAUACAAGAUGACAUGUUUGGAGCAGAGGCUGCACUCACAUUCUGUAGCAUUACAGGGAGCGAGCGAGCACAUGGCAUCGUUACAGCACGCGCUAGCAAUGUUACAGGCGACGAACUCCUCACAACAAGAUGUGUUGUACACCACACAGAUGCAGAAUGAAAGACACAAGAAAACGAUAGAAGACCUUCACAAACAGUUGGAAGACGCAGAGACGACACUGCGCGGCUUCCGAGCGAAGUUAGCCGCUGAGAAACUCGACAAGGAGAACCAGAAGGAAAAUCUACAUAAGGAAUUCCGCGCGCAAAUGGCUAGCUUAGAGAGUGAAAUGAAAGUCCGCGAGAGAGAGUUCGAGGAGCGCCAGAAAGCGAUCGAAGCUGAAACUAGGGCGAUACAGAAGAAAUUAGACCAACAGACAAGUAAAAACAGCGAGUUAGCAGGCGUUUUAAUAAAGUUCGAGGAGCGCGUGAAGCAACGCGACAAGAAGUUGGAGGACGCCGCCGCCAGCGACGCCACGCUGCGCCGGGAGCUCGAACAGAGAGACACGACAAUAAAACAGUUAGAGAAGACAGUCCUGGAGCGUGAGAAUCGUCUGUACCAGCUGACCACGCAGCUCGAGGAGAUGAAGCGCGUGCAGGAGAUGGUCGCCAAGCUCAUGAGCAAGAGUGCCUCCACCAGCAUGGCCAGCUAGCACUACCAAUCAGUAAUCAACGGGACCACGGAUCUCAAUGGACACAACUAGACAAUAUAUUUUAUACUGUAAUAUUCCCAUCAUGAUAGAUUUUAAUAUUAUUUUACAAGUAUUUUUCAUAUUGAUUAUAUGAAUGGGCUGGACAUGGAAUGCGAACAAAUUGAUAAUGUUUAUUGUAUAGUUUAUUUUAGUGUCGGACUAAUAAAAUUAUUGAUAUUCAA